Molecule: messenger RNA, 1245 nt
Organism: Sceloporus undulatus (fence lizard)
Lineage: Eukaryota; Metazoa; Chordata; Lepidosauria; Squamata; Phrynosomatidae
Gene: BNIP1
Product: BCL2 interacting protein 1
Exons: 6
Coding region: 66-617 (183 amino acids)
Biological process (GO): retrograde vesicle-mediated transport, Golgi to endoplasmic reticulum
Cellular component (GO): endoplasmic reticulum; SNARE complex
Molecular function (GO): SNAP receptor activity
Source: RefSeq, a predicted model, not a curated record
GGAGGCGGGGCAGAGGAAACGCGUUUCCAAAAGGGGCCCUUCCGCUCGCCGUAGUUUGCCCUAAAAUGGCGGCCGCCGGUGACGUCUUGGUCCGAGUUUGCAACCAGGAGAUCGUCAAGUUCGACCUGGAGAUCAAAGCGGCGGUGCAAGAUAUCCGAGAUUGCAUGGGGCCUAUAAGUACACUCACGGAACUGAAUGCCAACGUGAAGGAAAAAUUUCAGCAUCUGCGGCUUAGAAUACAGGAGCUUGAACAGAUGGCUAAAGAACAAGAUAAAGAAUCAGAAAAGCAAGUUUUGCUCCAAGAAGUAGAAAAUCAUAAGAAGCAAAUGCUCAGCAAUCAGACAGCUUGGAGGAAGGCAAAUUUAGCUUGCAAAAUUGCUAUUGACAAUGCUGAGAAAGAUGAACUGCUACGAGGGGGAGAUCCUUUACGACAAAGAAAAACUACUAAGGAAAGCUUGGCAGAGGGAGCAAGUAACAUCACGGAAAGCCUAAUGGGAAUUAGCAGGCUGAUGUCUCAGCAGGUUCGGCAAAGUGAGGAAACCAUGCAAACCCUGGCUUGCUCUCUGCUUACUGACUUGGGAGGAAAUCCAAGAGGACAAAAACAGAUUAAAGCCUGACUCCACAUCUAACAUCUAACAAACAAAGAAAGGAAGGAAAGCAGCAGUGUAAAUAAUAAAACUAUUUAUCGAUAAAGAAUAAAAAAAUAAGUAGACAUGAAUCAGCAUAAAUUCCAAUGGCAUUUCCAUAGAAUGGAACAACUAAACAUAUAUACAUAGUGUUCCAGAGCAGCGAUCUCAGGUUUAUCUGGCCCCUAUUACCAUAUGAAUACAGAUGCUUUGUGCAAGCCAGUAUUAACAAAGAGGACAUACAAAACAUCCAUAAGCCUAAAAUAGCUUUUCAUUAAUUACUACAGAUACAAAGCAUCUGUAUUUGGAGUAAUUUCAUGCAAAGCUGUUUUAGACAGCUUCAGACUUCUGGGGGAGAUACUGGAGAGUCCAGAACUCCAUUCCUCAAGUUUGCCCCCAUCCUAUUAGUGUUGAAUUGGUAAAAUUGCCACUUCUAAAUAUAAGCAAAGCAUGCAAGAGGCCCCAGCACUUUCCCCCUUGCUUAUAUUCAGAUAAAUGUAGUUCAUUAUCCCAGCAACAAUGAAUUUAUUGGCAAAAAUGCCAUGUCUUCACAUGAAAAGAAGAGAUUAUACAUCUUGUUCCAGUGUUACAAAGAGUAAUUUAUGUCACUGGAGUCAGA